CAUAUAUUCGUCGGGUUUCGUUGAUUGCGGCACCAUAAGGUCGGGCCAAAAGUGCUGACAUCGGUAGUGCUCUGCGCUUGCUGGAGCUCCGGAGCUUCUAUUUACAGUAUUCACUUGCUGGCCAACACCAUGCGCUGGCAGUUGACGAUCUUGUGGCUUUUCGUCUCGGCCUCAGCCGCACCUCUGACGAAGUGGCGCCGUCAGAUAGUGACGCCCAAGCACCUGAUGGGUCCACCAGCGGCUACCGCCUCACAGGCCAAGGUGGUGGUCACCCCGCAGAAGCUGAGGGAAGUGGCCCACCUGAGGGCCAUGAUCCAAAAGGCCGUCGAUGAGGACACAUAUGUGGUGGCCGCUCCGCCACCGCAGGAUUUUCUAACCAGCCUUGGUGGCAGUUGGCCAGCACCUCUAUCGCUGCCACAGCCCUGGACUCCGCCAGUGCUCAACUUUACCCUCUUUUGGCCCAGACUCGGCUGACAGCAUACCACAAACUGUUCUCAACUGUCC
Messenger RNA from Drosophila gunungcola (fruit fly), 504 nucleotides. RefSeq lists its product as uncharacterized. The coding region runs from base 130 to 474 and encodes 114 amino acids. Lineage: Eukaryota; Metazoa; Arthropoda; Insecta; Diptera; Drosophilidae. The transcript is spliced from 2 exons. The record is from RefSeq and is a predicted model, not a curated record.